Messenger RNA from Panicum virgatum (switchgrass), 792 nucleotides. Its product is annotated as protein MAIN-LIKE 2-like. Bases 1 to 792 code for a protein of 263 amino acids. The record is from RefSeq and is a predicted model, not a curated record. Gene Ontology annotation, biological process: meristem development; meristem maintenance. The transcript is spliced from 4 exons. NCBI's taxonomy places the organism in Eukaryota, Viridiplantae, Streptophyta, Magnoliopsida, Poales, Poaceae.
AUGACGCACGAGGAAGGAGCCACCCCUGAGUUGCUAGAUGUUCUCGUCGGCAAUCGCCACCGGUCGUACAUGUCUGCCGUCCGUGGCAUCAGCUUAGGGACGUUUCGGGCUCGUGUGCCCAUGUCGACGAUGCCGAUACACCGUCGCUGGGUUCCUAGGUUACGCGCUUCAGGUCUUCUCCCGAUUGCGCGACUUGUGGAGGGAGAUAUGGCCGACCCUGCACGUCGACCUAGGGACAGGGAUCCACGGUUCCAGUUCGACAUGUCCCUCCUCGCGGCACUUCUCGACCGUUGGCGUCCGGAGACGCACACGUUUCACCUCCCGGUCGGUGAGAUGACCCCUACUCUUCAGGACGUGGCGAUGCUUCUAGGCUUGCCGUGUGCUGGACGAGCUGUGGGUGCAGAGGACGUGGGACUCUCGUGGCGCGACGACCUUUUGGCUCGAUUCGCCGGGGUUCAGCGCAACGAGCUAGCGUUGCCGUACCGGCCCUUGCCUGCGAACCACGCACACGGACCGACAAAGAGGUGGCUCCUACAGUUCAGUGUGGACUACAUGAGGGCAGACGCAGACGACUUUACGGUUGCCAGGCACUUCGAGGCCUACUUACUGUGGCUGUUCGGCUGGGUCAUGUUCUGCAGCUCGCAGGGUGGCUCAUGCCCCAAACAGCUCAUUCCUUUGGCGAGGUCGAUAGCUGAUGCUCCACUUCACGAGAUGCCACAGUUCAGCUGGGGUUCUGCUGUUUUGGCUGCGAGUUACAGGGCUCUGGUCUUACGAGCGCUUUCCCGUCGGUAG